AUGCGCGAGGAUUACCUCAGGGCGAGGGGAGUCCCCUCAGGGACAGGGCGCGCGGCCCACGAGGAAUGGCUCCUUGUUGGUACCAAACAAGGGCAUCUUCUGCUUUACAGGAUCAAGAAAGACAUAGUGCCAGGAGAGGUUAUGUCAUCAGAAAGUGUCUGUUGCAAUAGAUUUGAAGUGACACUAGAGAAAUCCAACAAGAACUUCUCAAAAAAGAUUCAGCAGAUUCAUGUUGUUUCUCAGUUUAAAAUUCUGGUCAGUCUAUUAGAAAAUAAUAUUUAUGUCCAUGACCUGUUGACAUUUCAACAAAUCACCACGGUUUCCAAGGCAAAAGGUGCAUCUCUCUUCACUUGUGAUCUUCAGCAGUCAGAUACAGGGGAAGAGGUGCUGAGAAUGUGUGUGGCAGUGCGGAAAAAGCUACAGCUUUAUUUUUGGAAGGACAGAGAAUUCCAUGAACUACAGGGGGACUUCAGUGUACCUGAUGUACCCAAGUCUAUGGCCUGGUGUGAAAACUCCAUCUGUGUAGGCUUCAAGAGGGACUAUUACCUGAUACGGGUGGAUGGAAAAGGAUCCAUCAAAGAACUGUUUCCCACAGGGAAGCAGCUGGAACCAUUGGUAGCUCCUGUAGCAGAUGGGAAAGUUGCAGUUGGCCAAGAUGAUCUAACCGUUGUGCUCAACGAAGAAGGGAUCUGUACUCAGAAAUGUGCCUUGAAUUGGACAGAUAUUCCUAUAGCCAUGGAACACCAGCCUCCCUACAUCAUUGCUGUUCUGCCAAGGUAUGUGGAGAUCCGCACUUUUGAACCCCGGCUGCUGGUACAGAGUAUUGAGCUGCAGAGACCACGCUUCAUCACUUCUGGAGGCACAAAUAUUAUAUAUGUGGCAAGUAAUCACUUCGUGUGGCGGCUUAUUCCAGUCUCCAUAGCCACACAGAUCCAGCAGCUUCUGCAGGACAAGCAGUUUGAGUUGGCUUUGCAGUUGGCAGAAAUGAAAGAUGAUUCAGAUAGUGAGAAGCGACAACAAAUUCACCACAUAAAGAACCUCUUUGCCUUCAACCUCUUCUGCCAGAAGCGCUUUGAUGAAUCCAUGCAAGUUUUUGCCAAGCUUGGUACAGAUCCCACUCACGUGAUGGGUCUGUAUCCUGACCUCCUGCCCACAGAUUACAGGAAACAGCUACAGUAUCCCAACCCCCUGCCAGGGCUCUCUGGUGCAGAGCUGGAGAAGGCACAUUUAGCUCUGAUAGACUACCUAACUCAAAAAAGAAGUCAGCUGGUGAAGAAGCUAAAUGAUUCAGACCAUCAGUCCAGUACCUCACCCCUCAUGGAAGGAACACCCACAAUCAAAUCCAAAAAGAAGCUGCUACAAAUCAUUGAUACCACCCUGUUAAAGUGUUACCUGCAUACAAAUGUAGCACUGGUGGCACCACUACUACGUCUGGAGAACAAUCACUGCCAUAUUGAGGAGAGUGAGCAUGUACUAAAGAAGGCACACAAAUACAGUGAGCUGAUAAUACUGUAUGAGAAGAAGGGUCUGCAUGAGAAAGCAUUACAGGUACUGGUGGAUCAGUCAAAGAAAGCCAACUCACCUUUGAAGGGUCAUGAGAGGACAGUGCAAUAUCUGCAGCAUUUGGGCACAGAGAACUUGCACUUGGUAUUUUCCUACUCUGUCUGGGUGCUAAGAGAUUUUCCUGAAGAUGGACUGAAGAUAUUUACAGAAGACCUCCCUGAAGUAGAAGCUUUGCCACGAGACAAAGUGCUCAGUUUCUUGAUAGAAAAUUUUAAAAGCUUGACUAUUCCUUACCUGGAACACAUCAUUCAUGUCUGGGAAGAAACUGGUGCAGACUUUCACAACUGUCUGAUCCAGCUGUACUGUGAGAAAGUGCAGGGCUUAAUGAAAGAGUAUCUCAGUUCUUUCCCUGCAGAUAAAACUCCUGUGCCUGCUGGGGAGGAAGGAGGAGACUUGGGGGAUUACCGGAAAAAGCUUCUACUUUUUCUGGAGAAGUCUAGCUGGUAUGAACCUGGUCGACUAAUUAGUGACUUCCCCUUUGAUGGUCUCCUGGAAGAACGUGCUCUGCUCUUGGGUCGUAUGGGGAAGCAUGAGCAAGCUCUGUUUAUUUAUGUUCAUAUUUUGAAGGACACCAACAUGGCUGAAAACUACUGCCAUAAACAUUAUGACAGAAACAAAGAUGGCAACAAAGAUGUCUAUCUGUCACUGCUCCGGAUGUAUCUCUCCCCACCUAGUGUCCACUGCCUGGGACCAAUCAAGAUGGAAGUGCUGGAGCCUCAAGCCAAUCUGCAGGCUGCUCUGCAGGUUUUGGAACUACAUCACAGCAAACUGGAUACCACCAAGGCGAUAAACCUACUCCCAGCAAAUACACAGAUUAGUGAGAUUCGAAUCUUCUUAGAGAAAGUCCUUGAAGAAAAUGCUCAGAAGAAAAGAUUUAAUCAAGUACUCAAGAAUCUUCUCCAUGCAGAGUUUCUGAGGCGGAUCUUGCAUCUGCAAAUGAAGUGCAUUAUUACAGAGGAGAAGGUGUGCACUGUAUGUAAAAAGAAGAUAGGUAACAGUGCAUUUGCUCGAUACCCUAAUGCAAUAGUUGUGCAUUAUUUCUGCUCCAAAGAAGUCAACACAUUGGACACCUGA
This is a messenger RNA of Charadrius vociferus (killdeer), 2637 nucleotides long. It is a transcript of the gene VPS39, whose product is annotated as vacuolar protein sorting 39 homolog (S. cerevisiae). Gene Ontology annotation, biological process: endosomal vesicle fusion; autophagy; intracellular protein transport. Bases 1 to 2637 code for a protein of 878 amino acids. The transcript has 26 exons. Gene Ontology annotation, cellular component: membrane; cytoplasm. The record is from RefSeq and is a predicted model, not a curated record. NCBI's taxonomy places the organism in Eukaryota, Metazoa, Chordata, Aves, Charadriiformes, Charadriidae.